AUGCCGCUGAGGAGGAAGGUUGCUGUCUGCGUGGUGCUCUGCAUGGGCGCGGUGGCGACGGGGGUGGGAGUCUGGCGGAUAGUGCUCCUCGCUAAGGGCUUCUUCCCAACUCAUCCGGUGUACGAUGCCACAUACUCCAUUGGUUUCUGCAGCUCAGCAGUAGAGGUUCAUGUCGCCGUUCUGGCUGCCUGUGCCCCUUGUCUCAAGGCCAUUGCCAGUACCUACUUGCCUCGUCUGCUGGGCUCAUCACGCCGGGCCACCUACCCGUCAACGGGUCGCCAAUACGUUCCCACGUCCACUACCUCGUACUCUCGUCGAUCUCACGUCAAGAUUUCGGCAGCUCGUGGUGAUGCUUCGGUCGCGUUCGAGAUGGUCACUCCCCAGCUACCGAUUCCAGGGGUUGAAGAGGCCGCGCACAGGAGAGAGAUGCGAAAAUACCACCCCUAUGGGGAAGAUGACACCAGUCUCAGUAGUGAGGACGGCGCACCGACGACAGGCAUUGUAAAGACUACGGCGAUCUCAGUCCGAUACACGGCGGACUCCAACUUGGAAAGUGGCGGGGAAGGAACCAGAGAAGGAAGCGUAGAGCGCUUGGUUUAG
Messenger RNA from Aspergillus niger, 600 nucleotides. RefSeq lists its product as uncharacterized. The record is from RefSeq and is a predicted model, not a curated record. The transcript is spliced from 2 exons. NCBI's taxonomy places the organism in Eukaryota, Fungi, Ascomycota, Eurotiomycetes, Eurotiales, Aspergillaceae. Bases 1 to 600 code for a protein of 199 amino acids.